AUGCCUUUCACUGCCAGCGACAUCUGCAAAAUCCUGCUUGCCAUCAUCCUCCCUCCCGUGGGUGUCCUUCUGGAGCGUGGCUGUGGUGCCGACCUCUGCAUCAACAUCUGCUUGACCAUCCUCGGUUAUAUCCCCGGUAUCAUCCACGCUCUCUACAUCAUUCUCAAGUAUUAA
Molecule: messenger RNA, 174 nt
Organism: Cordyceps militaris CM01
Lineage: Eukaryota; Fungi; Ascomycota; Sordariomycetes; Hypocreales; Cordycipitaceae
Product: stress response RCI peptide, putative
Exons: 4
Coding region: 1-174 (57 amino acids)
Cellular component (GO): membrane
Source: RefSeq, a predicted model, not a curated record